AUGGGGCCUGCGGGGCGCCAGUUCCGAGCCCUGAUCUGGAAGAACUGGCUUUGCAGACUCCGGCACCCGGUCCUUUCUCUUGCUGAAUUCUUUUGGCCGUGCAUCCUGUUCAUGAUUCUGACAGUGCUUCGUUUUCAGGAGCCUCCCAGACACAGAGACAACUGUUUCUUGCAACCCCGGGACCUGCCCAGCCGAGGCGUUUUCCCCUUUGUCCAAGGCCUGCUGUGCAACACGGGGUCGACCUGCAGAAACGGGAGCUAUGUGGGAGCCGCGGAGCACCAUUCUCGUUCGUCCAGGUUCGGGGCUGCAGCUGGCCAUCCCAAGGUCAACGACCUGGCCUUCCUGGAGGAGAUGCAGGGCCUUGCCGAAGAAAUCUACAACGUGGUGGGCAAGGCAAAAGUCUUACAGCAACUCUGGGCAGGAGGAUCCAAGCGUCCAGAUUCUUGUCAUGGCUCUGGUUUGUUAGCGAUGGACCUCAAUAAGACCGAGGACGUGAUCUCGAAGUUGGAAAAGCUCCACCAGCAGCCCUACAUCUGGGAUUUUCUGCUUUUGCUGCCGAGUCUGUACGCACGCGACACUGGCGUCGAAGACCGCAUCCGUGGGGGCGGACGCCUGCUCCAGGCAGCUCUGAAUUCCUUAGUGACUUUGGAAGAUUUAGACUGGUUGCCCCUCAACCACACUUUUUCCACGGUUUCUGAAAUGGUGCUUAAUGUGACCAUUUCGACGCUGACAUUCCUGCAGGAGCGUGGAGGGCCCACCCCGGAGUUAGGAUACACCCUGUCUCUGAAGAAGCUGGUGUGGGAUCCACGGAAGGUCCAGGCUGACCUGAAGUCCCGAUUUGGUUUUGACGACCUUCAUGCAGAACAAAUCCUGAAUUACUCAGCUGAACUACACGAGAUCCCCACAGAUGGGACCUUGGAGCGGAUGGUGUGUUCUGUCUUGUCCCGAACCUCUGAGGACGAAGCUGGCAAAGAGGCCCACCCUGGAGACUGUCACCCCUGCUGGUCAGCAGCCACCGACUACCUGGUGCACGCGGUCAGCUGGCCGCAAGUCUACAAGCAGGUGUUCGAUCAGUGGCAAAAGGGCAGCCUGCUUCAGAACGUGCUCGAAGGGGCUGCCCACAGUCUGGAGGCUCUCAGCGAUCGGUUUGUGGAAGACAGUGAGCCACGGAAGGUGCUAGAAGCCCUGCACACUCUCCUUCUCAUCCUGAGUGACAGUUUGGGAGCGGAUGGACCCAGCAGCAACCAUACAUCUCCUAAGAUAUUACUGUGUCUGCAGAAGCUGGAGAACAUUCUUGGAAACCUGCCCCCGUGGCCGGCUCUGAAGAGACUGCUGCUGCUGCACGGGGCUGUCAGCAACGCGAUAGCCCAGCAUUUACGUUUUGUCGGAGAAGUCCUCGGGUGCCUGGAGAGAUCAGCUAACGGCUCCACACCGGGUGGAUCUGACCUGCUGAAACCGGAAAAGGACAUGUUCUUUUGGGAAUUGAAGCAGUUCUUGAUGAAGGAUACCACUGACAAGUGCCUCAACACAAGCUUGUCUGGGAGGGAGGCUUUCCUGUGUCCUGGCGUCUGGGAGGACCUUGGGGAGCUGAUGUGUCCCCAGGACCCCUCCAACAAGACCAGCAUCUUAAACAAGCUACUGAGGUCAGCAGAGGAUGCUGACCGCCUUUUGCAGGAGCUCAUCACUGGGCUCCCAGGAACACCGGUUUCGGAACCUGGAGGACUUGGGGGCUGGCAGGAAGUGGAGACACAGCUGGCGGACGUGGGCCUGUCCUGCACGCGGCUCUUUGAGUUGCUGGGAGCUGCCGGCUCCCCUGGAAACCGUGACCUUGCCGGUGACUGUAAGGACCAGCUUCUUGCCGCAGCGGCGUUUCAUACACUGGAGCAGGUGUGGGUGUCCCUGGAAGAAACACCGUACUGGAAGGACUUUGAGGGGUUUAUCAGGAGCACCUGUGAGCUGGCCCGCUACGGGAACACGCCAGAAGGUGUCCGCAGCGGUCUAUCUGCUUUCUCUGCGGAAUCUCCUUGUUACCAAGAAAACAUGGACUGGGAAAUCAUCACUGAUAAUUAUUUUGAAUUUUUGAGUAACUUACUCCAGUCUCCAGCUGUUGCUGUAGCCAGGGUCUUGAAUUCCUCAAAGGAACUUCUAAUGGCAAAGAGGUUGCAUUCCCUGGAGGACGAGCAAAUACGCUUCUUUUUAUCGCUUGUGGGAUUUCUGGAGAAAUUACUGCCUAAUCCUUUCGACUCGCCCAGUGUUCCCAAAUCCCGUGACCUCCCCUCACUCACUGAGACUCUUGUGAACACAAGCCAUUUGUGGUUAACUCUUUCAAGAAGUUUAGAGAAAGACCCAUCUGCUCUUGAUACUCAGAAACUUCUGGAACUUGGCAAAGCAGUGAUUGAAAAAGCACAAGCCCUUGAACAUCUCUGGACAGAGAAGGAAUCAAACGAUAUUUUGAGAUCUAUGGAACUAGUACUUUCUGCAAUGAGUCCCACACUCCUGGAGUUGUGGAUGGAUGGCACUUCCAAAGGGGAAAGAGACAAACUGGAGACCUUGACUACGCGUCUUAAUUUUUCUGUUCCAGAUGACUACAGAGUUCUUAGCAAGAGCUUUAACUUUUCCCAGUUGUUCCAUUCAGAUUGGCCUCCAUCACCAUCUGUGAAAAUGGACUUCGUACACUUAAGUGAAACUGUCAUAAGCAGUCUCUAUGAAUUCGGAUUUCUGGGGCAAGACCAAGUUUCAGAGGCUCUGGACAUUGUCUCUGCCUUACAGAAUGCAUCUGAGCAUUUCUCAGCCCUUCCGGAACCCGAAAAACGAGAAGUUGCAAAAAUCUUGACUCAGGUCUAUCUCCAUGUCUUCCAGGACAAAGAUUCAGCUUUGCUUCUGCGGAUUUAUUCUUCCUGGGUCCAGUCUAUGUUUCAGUUCUUGAGUAUUCAAGGCACAGACUCAUUGCUACCCUCCCUUACACAAAUCUCAAGACACUUUUUGGAUAUCAUAGAGCAAUUUCAUUUCCAGAACAUCAGUGAAGCACUUGCAUUUUUAUAUGAGACAACAGGGCUUCUGGAGGGGAUUUCUGAGGGAUCUUAUUGUCAGCAGUUGCUUUUGCUUUUUAACUACUUGGAGCUUCAGGCCCAAUCCCUGAGGUCUACACAGGGCCCUGAAUUGAAGGUGAUUCAUGCUACAUUGACAGGCCUGAAACAGCUGCUCAUGGUCGAUGAGGAUUUCCGUAUUUCUUUCUUUCAGUACAUGAGCCAGCUCUUCAAUGGGUCAGUAGAAGCCCUGUCAGGUAGAGAAUGCUUUGCUUUGGAGAAUAAAAAUGUUUCUUCCGUGAGUUAUUCAAUAGAUAGAGGGUCCUCACUUAUUCUUCCGUGGGCACAAAUUCUUUCAAACCUGUCUGCAAAUGGCAGUGUGUUCAAUGAGUUAAUGGCUGUCCACUGUACCAUCUCGUGGCUCCAAAUGUGGACUGAUAUCUGGGGAAGUAUAUCUCAAAUAUUCAAGCUUGGCACAGAUAUUUUCACUCCUCUUUACGAUGGUCUCACUCAGCUUCUAGAUGCAUUGGAAGGAAAUGUGGAAGUUUCUAAAAGUUGCCAGCAAAUGUUUUCUACCCAUGACCCCACGAGACUCCUGCUGAAUUUGUUUAAAAAUGUAAUUCAAGCUGAAGGCUUUCAUGAUUGGGGUGAGUUUUUGAGUCUCAGGGAUCUUUGGGUAGUAUUAGGUGAUGCCUUAGUUAGCAUGAACGCACUUAACCCCAACCAAGUAGAGAAAUCCCUUUUCACCAUGGAAACUGCCUUGUGUCAGCUAAAGACAUUUCCGUUAAGCACAAAUGCCAGCAGAGAGUUUUUAUAUUCUCUGCUUGAUGUUUUCACGGAGUUAAGCAACACCUCAGAAUACAUUGACAGAGAUGUACAAUUGAUAAAUCGCUUUCUUUCAAAUAACCACACAAAUCAAGGAGUGAAGUUUGAAAGUGUCAUCACUGAGCUAAGAGAAACAAUGUUAUUUCUUAGAGAUGUGUCACGUGACCAAGAUUUAUUGUCCUGUGCUGAUAUUUUCCAAAAUGUUACCGAGUUGAUUUUGGAAGAUGGCUUAUUACGUGUAAAUACUUCACAGAGGGCGUUACAUAUUCUGGCUGUGUUAAAUUCCACAUUUUUCUCCGAGGACACAAUCAGCAGACAGAAGGGGUGUGUCACAUGGGUAGACAUCACAAACCACCUGUACAUGAUGUAUAACCCAAGUGUUUCACAAGGCUAUCCUCAAGGUAUUUGGAAAGGUUUCAGAGUCAUGGAGAACAAAAUUAACUCUACAUUGAAUCUUGUUACUGGGAUGCUAAAUAUAAAGGACUCUCACUGUUCAUUCAACAAGUCAGAUAUAGAUUGUGUGAAUACCGUAUUGAAAAAUGUGAUCGACUUCCUAAAUGUGAUACUCACUGAAGUCUUUGAAGAGGAAAAGGUACCUAAAUUGGAGAUUUUUUUAACUCUUUUAAAUGACUCCACAAACCAAGUAAGGAUGAUUAUCAGCAACUUGACAAGAGACUUUGAUUUUGUAUCUCAAUCCAACUGGAAACAUUUUAUUGAAUUAGUCCUGAGACCCAUAGAAAUGUCAGAUGACCUACCUAGCCGAUUUAAAAAUCUUUGGUUGCAUUUAGUAGCUCUGGGGAAGGAAAUUCAGAAACUUAUGAAAGCUUUUUCCACUCAUAUUCUAGAAAGUGAAUCCUCUUUUACAUCUGAGAAGCUUUUAAAUAUAUUUGCUACCAGUCUCAAAGAAAAGGAUGUCAACAGCUUGGGCAAUUCAUUGUAUCAGUUAGCCAGUUACCUUGCCUUCAACUUCUCUCAUGAUCUCCAAAAUCCACCACAGAUAAUUCCACACAAAGUCCAGAAAGCUGUAGGUCUUGGUAUCCAACUGGUUAGGGAUGUGUUCAACUCCCUGACACCCUCAGUUCUUCACAACAUUCCACGAGACCCUGCUAAUAGUCAGGUUUUCAAGAAGGUGACUUCUCUCCUGCAUACCCUCAAGAAGCCAGACAUAGACCUACUGGUUGACCAACUUGUACAAAUGAGUGAAGCUCUAACAGAUUUCUUUAAGAAUGUCAGUACAUUGGGUCCUGGGCAUUUGGGGGUCAACUUGCUUGUUGACUUGCUGGAAAAAUUUGUGGACAGCUCACAUUCUUGGAAUGUCAAUCACCUGCUCAAGCUCUCACGCCUUUUCCCGAAGGAUGACGUUAACGCGGUGGUAGACGCAUACUACGUGCUUCCUCAUGCCGUGAAGCUCUUGCAGAGAGGAGUUGACAAAAACAUCACAGAAUUCCUCAAGGAUGUCUAUAACUUUGCUGUCCUUCAUGGCAUAAGCAUUUCAGACGUCACCAAGGAAGACUUUGCUAUUGUGAUAAAAACUCUUUUGGACACAGUUGAAUUAAUAUCAGACAAACCAGCAGUUCUUUCUGAGGCUUUAACUUGCCUUCCUGUGGUUUGGUGCUGGAAUCACACAAUUUCUGGAUUGAGCCAGGAUCCCAAGGUAGAAGCCUGUAAAUCCUACGAGCUCACAUCUUCCUUUUAUAGCAAAGUGGCCAGUGUACUUGACCUCCUCCACCUCUCUCGCCCGGGUGAAGGUUUACAAUGUUCGGAUGAAGGUUCACGGAAGGAGAUUACUAGGAAGAUGGUCUGUGUCACUCGUGAACUAGUGGACUGGACUUCUAUUUUUCUAGAGCUGUCUGAAGCUUUCCAUGUUCAAACUUCACUUGUUGAAACUGUACAAGGAUUUUGGCGUAAAGUGUUACCGUUUGUCCUGUCUUCUGGAAAUCAGAGCAAUGACAGCUUCUCUGAACUUUGUCCCAAUGGCCCCAUAAAGCAAAUUGCUUCGCAGAUCAUAGCCACACUGAAAAGUGUUAACUUUACAAAAAUUACAUCAUAUGAAAGCAUUCUUGAUACACUAGCCAAUUUAAGCAGGAUCCUCAACAUUAAUGAAGGCACAGAGGUAUCUGUUCAAAAUAAGAUUUCCUUAAAUUUGGAAAAGAUCGUGAAAUUGCCUUCCAGGGAUCAGCACCUAGAAAAUGGCGCCCAUUCCCUAGAGUCUCCAUUUGUGAUGUUUCUGGAUGCUGAUGUGACGGACAGUGGUUUAGAAGCACCAUCAAGUUUUACUAAAACCAGUGAAGUGAUUCACAACUCUUCUUACUUUGAGGAACUACGACUUGAACUUGAACAAAUCAUGACAGAGCUAAGCCAUGACUUUCCUAUCAGAAGCUUGCUUUCUGAAAUUAACAAAGAAAUUCAAGUGAUCGAUUCAGAGACUCUUCAAAACAUAACUUUGCAACUUACCCAUGUUUUUGAAAGCCUGGGCUCCUUGUCACUGAAGACAUCAGAAAUCAUUGAAGAUUUUCUAUUGGGCAUGAAAAACUGGCUUCAUAAACGUGCAAACAAAGAUGUCUCCAGAAUGAUUCAGACGUUCUCUCUUCUGAUAGCCAAUGAGAGUUCAACUGAUGAUACAGCUUUGUGGACCAAAGAUCUUGCUACCUUUUUGGGUUUUCUUAAAGCCAUUUCUAGGGAAGGUGACUUUGGUGUUGCCCAUUUAACUCAACUGCUAAGCCAAGAGCAGCUAACUAAUUUGUCACUUGUUCAAUUCCUUUUUGAAAGUGUCCUAAUUAAUUCAAUCAGUAAGUUAGCUGGGAGUUCUCCAGAGGCAGCCUCAGACUUGAGUGAUACUAACUCUCAGAUAACGAAUUUCCUUAACCUUACCUUGAACCAGACUCUGUUAGGAAAUAGUGCGGGAAUAAUCUUCCCUCCAAGAAGUGCAGUGGAUUUCAUGGAACAGCUUUUGCAAACGUUCUCACUUUUACUGGAGGAAAAUUCUGAGAACAGACUAUCUGCUCUGCUGAAGGCCUUCCACAAAGACAUCGCUGCAGAGAUGAGUUUUGUCCCAAAGGAUAACAUUCUAGAAAUUCUGACACUGGAUCAAUUUCUUACCAUCUUGAAAGAAGACCGACUGAUGAGCUUUUUUUCAAGUUUAAAGGACGCUAUAAAUCAUCUCAUCAAAAGGCCAUUUAUUUUAGACGAUGGACAAUUUUAUUUUGCUAUUCAUCGAGGACUGAAGUUCAUGAGAGAUUUAUUUAAUGCUCUUCCAAGGGAAACCUCAGGGGCAAACAAGACGGAAGAUAAUUUGGAAUUUCUUGGGGUUGUGAGUCAGUUGGUCCGCCAUGUGAACAGUUCUGAAGAUCUCUUCCAACUCAAUCAUGAUCUGAGGUCAGCCCUUCAGCUUGUGAGAGAAACUUCCACAGAACUAGCACGGCUCAUGGACACACUCAUCAACUCUCCUCACAGGGACUUCCAUAACGUGUAUCCCACACUCCGAGAAGUCAUACUUGCUAAUCUAACUAGUUUGCUUUCCUUUGUCAAUAAUUCAUUCCCGCUAAGGAACAGGGCAACAUUAGAAAUGACCAAGAGACUCCUUGGUGUUAUCUCAGGAGCUGGUGGAGAAAGUGGUGCCCCGGAGCCCCUGUGGGAGAUGUCCGACACCUUGACCUUACUGGUGAGGGACACUGCUGAAAUGAGACAUCUUGCCUCCUCAGUGAAUUCUGCUGUGGAACUCAUCAGGCUAGCCCAGAAGGUUUCCAGGAAGAUGGCCACUGUUUUUGAAACUCAUUUCAUCUCCAGCACCAAUGAAACCAUGAAAUUCUUUGACAGUCUCUAUUCCAUUUUGCAACAAAACAUUCAACAUCUUGUGAAUGAAAUAACUACUUUGAAAAAUGUAGACCACCUCAUAUCUGAAAAUAUAAACAACUUGUUGACGCCAUUUCUUGACUUGGUUUUUGGGAUGAUGGGGGUCACACCUUAUAUUUCACAAGACCCUGAUAUUGUCAAUACAUCAUCUAGCACAUUCUCUUAUGUGAACCAAUCCGAGGACUUAUCUGAUAUUUUGGAAGAAAUUGCUGAAUUUUUAACUUCUGUGAAAAUCAAUUUGGGAGCUAUGGAGCAUCUAAUGGUAGCUUUCAAUAAUGGGACUCACCUAUCUGGUAUAGAUUCUGUCAACCUAUGGGAAGAAAUUUUGGAUUGUUUGGUUCCUAUAACUAGUAUCAUCCACCAGAUAGACUUCUUCCGUCCCGAUCCACUUCUCACUCCUUGUUGCCCUCAAGAUACUAAGUGGGAAAGAACCCAGGAAGUGAUCCUGUUUUUGGAUGAACUGCUAUCACAAGACCGCACGGAAAUAGGGACGUACUUGAGAAUGGCGAUUGACCUCACCUUGGAAGCUCUUUGGAAUAACUUCCAGAAGGAUAACAGGACUGUCUUUAAUCUGUUGCUGACAUUGGCUCAGGAUCCAGAUAACCUUUUGCAAGCCAUAGAAAGAGCUGCAGAGGUCUCCAGUGGAACAGGUGAUCUGAGUGAAGCUUUGUUUGUCAACGUGUCUCUCAUCCGGAAUGUAACUCAUUCACAGCUUGAAGAAGCAGUCCAGAUCAUGUUAAGGAGGAUAGCUCUCUUGUGGAAAGCACUUCACAUGAAUAACUCUCAGUGGGUAAACUCCACGAGAGCUUUGUUCCAGCCCAUUUUUGAGAGUUUUAUUAAUGCAGCCACUGGAAAGAAUAUCCCAUCGGGGAAAGAAGAGAGGAUCGAACCACUAUCGAGCUUUGAGAAAUACCUGAAGGGAUUCAUUGCAUUGACGGAGUACUGGCAGGAUGUCCCACUGAUGGAUCAAAGCGUUGUGGAGAUGUGUCAGCUGUUCCAGCAGCCUCGGAAAGCCCCGGAAGCCGUCGCGACUCUGCAGAAGAUGACAAUGCUGGCUCUGCGCCUGUCCGUCAUCCUUGCAGAAAACCCUUCCCUGACGAGGGACAUCAUGUGUGCGGCUCUGAGCUGCCCGCGAGGUGGGGCGGGGCGCCUCAUUUCACCUGCUCUACAGGGGGCCACCUUGCUGCACGACCACUACCAGGAAAUAGAAGAGGCGUGGUCCUCACCCCUCCAGCGAGACUGUGAAAGUCUUAGCAGGAAUCUUUUCAGCACCUUGGGGAGCUUCAGGAGCAGCCUGGAACAUGCCACGGACCAGGACUGUGAAUGCCAGCCAGAGCUUGGCGUGACUCGUCACCGUGUGCACAAGCUGGCCCAAAGCCUCGAGAAGACUUGGUUGUCGGAGAAUCCUGUGAUGACCUUCCUCAGGAAUUUCACAGUGACCGAAGACGUAAAAGUCAAAGACUUGAUGCGGAACGUCUCCAAGCUCACCAGCGAGCUUCUAUCUUCCAUCCACAUCUCAAACGAGACCAUCCACAGCAUUCUAGAAGCCAGCAUUUCCCAUUCCCAGGUUCUCUGGAGCGUCCUUGCUGUGGCUUUGUCCGGAAGGUGCGACAUGGACGCCCUUGGCCUGCUGUUGGUAUUUCCUGAGGACGGGAAGUCGGGGUCUGCGGUGCAGGAAGUGUGUGCCCUGCCUGGGCCCAAAGUAUAUUCCCUGAUUGUGUCCAUGAGUCAGAACCUGAAUCUGCGGAGUUUCAUUUACAAAACUCUAAUGCCUUUGGAAGCCAGCCGCCUGCUCCGCUCCCUGUUGGACGUGGUCUCCAGGCUCAGUCACGUGCUUGCCGGAGCCGGCCACGUCCUGGAGUACCUUCCCGAAUUUCUUCGUGCCAAUAAAAUCACCGCCUUGCUAGACACGCCCGACUCUCAACAGGAUGCACAGAAUGGCCAGGCCAGAAGUUCAGCCUUCGGUUCCUUCCAGUCGGUGAUGAAGAAACUUUGCAAGGAGCCAGCGUCACUCUUCAGCGGCUCCAACUCGUUCAUUAACUUGCCCAGAGUUAACGAGCUCCUGGGAGGGGACAAAGAACGAUUCAACAUUCCCGAAGAUUCAACACCAUUUUGCUUGAACCUCUAUCAGGAAAUUCUACAGUCCCCAAAUGGCGCUUUGGUGUGGUCCUUCCUAAAGCCUGUAUUACAUGGAAAAAUACUGUACACACCAAAUACUCCAGAGAUUAACGAGAUCAUUCAAAAGGCAAAUUACACUUUUCAUUUCGUGGACAAGCUGAAGACUUUAACAGAAACACUGCUGAAAAUGUCCAGCGUGCUUCAGCGCGGAGGAAGUGGCCAGAUGGUCAGCCAGCUGAAGGAAGCCCUGAGAAACAAAUUCAUAAGAAACUUUGUAGAAAGCCAGCUGCACAUUGAUGUAGACACGCUGGUGGAGAAGCUGCAGAUGUACGGAGAGAAGCUGGACGAGCUGUUUGCGCACGGGGGUGCCGGGCGCCUCCGCGUCCUGGGCCGCGUCUUGGUCAACCUGUCGUCCUGUGUGGCGUUGAACCGCUUCCAGGCCCUGGGGUCUGUCGCCAGCCUGGAGGCCAGAGCCCGUGAGCUCAUGCAGCGCAAUGACUUCUUGGCCAGUAUCAUAUUCAACAGUUCACUGGCCCACAGGGACUUGGGGACGCCGUCCCCGCACCUGCCGCCCCACGUCACCUACACCAUCCGCACCAGCGUCUUGCACAGCAUGAGGACGGAUUUGGUGAAAAACCCUUUCUGGAAGUUCCAUCCUCAGAGCCUCCCGGCUGAUGUGUUCAAGUACAACUACAUCUUUGCCCCUUUGCAAGACAUGAUCGAACGAGCCAUCAUCUCGGUGCAGACCGGGCGGGAGGCUGUGGAGCCGGCCACGCAGACGCAGGCCAUCCCGUACCCCUGUCACACCAGGGACCUAUUCUUGAACAAUGUCGGUUUCUUUUUCCCUCUGAUCAUGAUGCUGACGUGGAUGGUGUCUGUGGCCAGCAUGGUCCGGAAGCUGGUGUACGAGCGAGAGAUCCAGAUAGAGGAGUACAUGCGGAUGAUGGGGGUGCACCCAACCGUCUUUUUCCUGGCCUGGUUCCUGGAGAACAUGGCCAUGCUAGCCGUCAGCAGCGCCGCCCUGGCCGUCAUUCUGAAAGCGAGCGGCAUUUUCACGCACAGUGAUGCAUGCAUCAUCUUCCUCUUCCUCCUGGAUUUUGGGGUGUCGGUAGUCAUGCUGAGUUACUUCUUGAGUGCGUUUUUCAGCCAGGCCAACACAGCUGCACUUUGUACCAGCCUCGUGUACUUGAUCAGCUUCCUGCCCUACAUCGUUCUGCUGGUUCUUCAUAACCAAUUGAGUAUUGUCAUUCAGACGUUUCUGUGCCUGCUCUCCACCACCGCCUUCGGCCAAGGAGUAUUUUUCGUUACCUUCCUAGAAGGGCAAGAAGCAGGGGUUCAGUGGAAUAACAUGUACCAGCCUCUGGAACAGACGGGCGCGACAUUUGGCUGGGUUUGCUGGAUGAUUCUCUUCGAUUCAGGCCUUUAUUUUGUAUGUGGAUGGUACUUGAACAACUUGAUUCCUGGAACUUUCGGAUUGAGGAAACCGUGGUAUUUUCCCUUCACUGCGUCGUAUUGGAGGAACUUGUGCGGUUUCGUGGCAAAAAGACCACGUGCUCCUGUUUCUAAUGGGUCCUUCUCCAGUGACAACUUGGACAAUAAAGGGUCCUCGCUACAGAACGGGGAGGGGAGGCCAGCAAGGGGCCCCCCGGGCGUCGCCCUGGUGUCUGUGACCAAGGAAUACGAGCGCCACAAGGCGGCCGUCCGCGACCUGACCCUCACCUUCCACAGAGGCCAGAUCACUGCUCUGCUGGGGACCAACGGUGCCGGGAAGACCACGGUCAUAUCCAUGCUGACGGGGCUCCACCCGCCCACUUCCGGCACCAUCACCAUCAACGGCAAGAGCCUGCAGACAGACCUGUCUGCCAUCCGGAGGGAGCUCGGGGUGUGUCCGCAGCGAGACGUGCUGUUUGACAACCUCACUGUCCUGGAGCACCUGGUCCUCUUCGCUUCCAUUAAGGCGCCACACUGGUCCCGGAAGGAGCUGCACCAGCAAGUCGAUAGAACCCUGCGGGACGUGGGCUUGACGCGGCAUCGGCACAAGCACACCCGCCUGCUCUCCGGAGGCAUGAAGAGGAAGCUGUCCAUCGGCAUCGCCUUCAUCGGCGCGACGGGGACCGUGGUGCUGGACGAACCGACCAGCGGGGUGGACCCCUGCUCCCGCCGCGGCAUCUGGGACAUUCUCCUCAAGUACCGAGAAGGUCGGACGGUCAUCUUCACGACCCACCACCUGGACGAGGCGGAGGCACUCAGCGACCGCGUGGCCCUCCUCCAGCACGGCCGGCUCCGCUGCUGCGGGCCCCCCUUCUGCCUGACCGAGGCCUACGGCCAGGGGCUCAGCCUGACGCUCACCAAGCAGCCUUCUGCUCUGGAGGCCGAUGACCUGAAGCACGUCGCUCGUGCCACAUCUCUGAUCCAGACCUACGUCCCACAAGCCUUCCUCAAAGACAGCAGCGGGGCCGAGCUGGUCUACGGCAUUCCCAGGGAGGCGGAUAGAGCCUGCUUCAAAGGGCUGUUCCAGGCGCUGGAGCAGAACCUUCCCGAGCUGCACCUGACGGGCUUCGGGAUCUCAGACGCCACAUUGGAAGAGGUGUUCCUGACACUUUUGCAAGGUUCCACGAAGCAAUCAGACGUUGCUCCGGAAGCGGGUUUGGAGUGGCAGGACCACAGGCCUCCAGAGAAUUGUAAUGGGGUUUGUGGCGCCCCGGCCGGGACCCCGCGCACUCAGGGCAGCCCUCGGCCUCUGGCUCAAGCAGGGGCCCUCCUCGUGAAGCGCCUCCGCCGCUCGCGCCGGGCCUGGAAGGGCACCCUCUCUGACCUGCUGCUGCCUGUCCUUUUCGUGGCCUUGGCCAUGGGCUUGUUCAUGGUGAGGCCUCUGGCCAUUGACUACCCGCCCCUCAAACUAACACCCGGCAAUUAUGACACGGCGGAAUCUUACUUUUUCAGCAGUGGGACCGAAGACCAGGAGCUCGUCCACGUGCUUUUGAGGGCGUUUGGGGAUCAGGAUCGGCCCUGUGACGGUUUAAACCCUGAUCAGAAGAACUCCUCGUGCUGGCGAGUGGAUCCCCCGUCACACCCGCGAGCCCAGGGUCCCUGCGCCUGCCAGAUGUGUGCAAACAGAAGUGCCGGAGCUCCCUACCUGACCAACCACCUGGGCCACACUCUGCUGAACCUGUCCGCCUUCCACCUGGAGGAAUAUUUGCUGGUGCCGGCUGCGCAUCCGAGGAUGGGAGGCUGGUCUUUCGGAGUGCAGAUCCCUGAUCAAGUUCAAGAUGCAGAUGCAAACACAUCAAGCCCAAACACUCUGGCAAAGGUGUGGUACAAUCAGAAGGGUUUCCAUUCCCUUCCGUCCUACUUAAAUCAUCUGAACAACAUUCUGUUGUGGAGGCACUUACCCCCGGCUGUGGACUGGAGAAAAUACGGAAUAACGCUCUACAGCCACCCGUAUGGAGGGGCUUUGCUGAACGAGGACAAGAUCAUGGAGAGCAUCCGUCAGUGUGGCGUCGCCCUCUGCAUCGUGCUUGGCUUCUCCAUCCUGUCGGCAUCCAUCGGGAGCUCCGUGGUGAGGGACCGGGUGACCGGAGCCAAGAGGCUGCAGCACCUAAGUGGGCUCGGCUACAAGACGUACUGGCUCACUAACUUCAUGUAUGACAUGGUCUUUUACUUGGUUUCCGUGUGCCUGUGUGUCACUGUCAUCGUCGCCUUCCAGUUGACGGCGUUCACGUUCCGCGAAAACCUGGCGGCCACGGCCCUCCUGCUGGCGCUUUUCGGAUACGCGACUCUCCCGUGGAUGUAUCUGAUGUCCAGAAUCUUCUCCAGCUCCGACGUAGCGUUCAUCUCCUACGUGUCCCUGAACUUCAUCUUUGGGCUCUGCACCUUGCUGAUGACCGUCAUGCCCCGGCUGCUGGCCAUCAUCUCCAAAGCUCAGAGUUUGCAGAACAUCUACGAUGUCCUCAAGUGGGUUUUCACCAUAUUUCCCCAGUUCUGCCUGGGUCAGGGGCUGAUCGAACUCUGUUACAACCAGAUCAAGUACGACCUGACCCACAGCUUUGGCGUUGAUUCCUACGUCAGCCCCUUUGAGAUGAACUUCCUGGGCUGGACCUUUGUACAGUUGGCCUCACAAGGCACAGUGCUUCUCGUCCUGAGGAUUUUGCUGCACUGGGACCUUCUCCAUCAGCUGCGAGGACACUCUGCCAUCCAAGGCACAGUCACGGCUUCCAAGGAUACGGACGUGGAACAAGAGGAGAUACGAGUGUUGAAAGGACGGACGAGUGAAGACCUUCUCGUGUUAUGCAACCUUAGUAAAAGCUAUGGGAGCUGCUUCAGGAAGACCGUCGCUGUUCAAGAUCUCAGCGUGGGCAUACGAAGAGGAGAGUGCUUUGGGCUCCUGGGAGCAAAUGGUGCUGGGAAGAGCACCACAUUCAAGAUGCUGAACGGGGACAUCCCUCCAACCUCAGGACACGCGGCCGCAAGGACUCCCACAGGAGACACUGUGGAUCUGUCUUUGGCGGGGGCGGCAGGAGUUCGCAUCGGCUACUGUCCGCAGCAGGAUGCCCUGGAUGAGCUCCUGACCGGCUGGGAACACCUCUGUUACUACUGCACCCUCCGUGGGAUUCCCGAGUCCUGCAUCCCUCAGGUUGCCGGGGACCUCGUGAGGCGGUUACAUCUGGAAACCCACGUGGACAAACUGGUGGGCUCCUACAGUGGGGGGACCAAGCGGAAGCUGUCUACGGCCUUGGCCUCGCUGGGCAGACCUGACCUGCUCUUACUGGACGAGCCCAGCUCCGGGAUGGAUCCCUGCUCUAAGCGGUUCCUGUGGGAUGCGGUAAAGCAGGAGGCCCGGCGAGGCUGUGCGGUGGUGCUGACCUCACACAGCAUGGAGGAAUGCCAGGCUCUCUGCACAAGACUGGCCAUCAUGGUCAACGGCAGCUUCCGGUGCCUCGGUUCCCCUCAGCACAUCAGGAGCAGGUUUGGUGAUGGCUAUACAGUCAAGAUCUGGCUCUGUAAGGAAACCAGUCUACACAGCGCGGUUUCUGACUGCUUAAAGCUCCACUUUCCAGAGAUCCAGUUUAAGGGGCAGCGCCUUAACCUGCUGGAAUACCAUGUCCCGAAGCAGUGGGAGUGCUUGGCCGAUCUGUUCAAGGUUCUGGAAGGCAACAAGGCCUUGCUGAAUAUCCAACAUUACUCCAUCAACCAGACCACUUUGGAGCAGGUAUUUAUUAAUUUUGCAACCGAGCAACAGGAAUCCAUGUCACGAUCCACGCCGGCUCCGCCCACCGGCUCUUACCAGCCUGAUCACCUGCCUGUCUAAGCUCCAGAGGAGAAGUUUCGAAGAGGAAUAAUGGCUUGUCCUUUGUUAACAAUUCAGCCUGGAGGACCACAGCGCCUGGGCUCCCCAGCGGAGCUGGGCGGCCGGCUCCUGGUGGUCAAAUCCAUCCUCUCCUUCAUUUCCUCUUUGCAACUGUCUGUUAAUGAAUAACCAGCACCCUGAAAGAUUGGUUUUAGACUUUUAGGCAGUUCUCCUGCGUGGUUGGUCAAGCCAGGGAGGGGCCGGCUUCUUCUUGACGGGGCCAUGAGGGAACCUAGGGUCCAAACGGAGACAUCUUAGAGCGGGGAAGGCUCUGCCAGGGACUGUCCGUUCCAUACAUUUCACCGUACCUUUAAGGAAACUGAAGCAGCCAAGGCUAGGAACUUUCCUAACUGAUUUGUUUAGGAAAUAACAGCUCAGGCUGUUUUCCAUUGUUGCCCUCUUUGACUACAUAUGCUUGCACGUGUCUAAAUAAAAAGUCGAGGAUUUAAAUGCAAUUUUUUUUUUUAUAAUACUAGAUGUCAUAUGGUAGGACAUGUAAAAAUUGCCAUU
Hyaena hyaena (striped hyena) is the source of this 15678-nucleotide messenger RNA. RefSeq names its product ATP binding cassette subfamily A member 13 (gene ABCA13). Lineage: Eukaryota; Metazoa; Chordata; Mammalia; Carnivora; Hyaenidae. The record is from RefSeq and is a predicted model, not a curated record. Bases 1 to 15129 code for a protein of 5042 amino acids. The transcript is spliced from 65 exons. Gene Ontology annotation, biological process: lipid transport; transmembrane transport. Gene Ontology annotation, cellular component: intracellular membrane-bounded organelle; membrane. Gene Ontology annotation, molecular function: ABC-type transporter activity; lipid carrier activity; ATP hydrolysis activity.